Messenger RNA from Heterobilharzia americana, 2323 nucleotides. The record is from the annotation of a GenBank genome assembly. NCBI's taxonomy places the organism in Eukaryota, Metazoa, Platyhelminthes, Trematoda, Strigeidida, Schistosomatidae.
AUUUUUUAGUGUGUACUACAUCAGAACAACAAACAUAAAUGUUUUGCACUUUAUUAUGGCUCAGAGAUAAAGAAGAAAUAUACAUGAUCUAUUUUCCCUUGUUGAACUUCUGAAAUUAUCAUAAUUACCACAAUGAUUCAGAUUCACAUGCUACAAACCUCCUGUUUAAUAUACAGAAGUGAUCAGACUGUGAUAUAUGUAUUUAAUUACUUGACCUAACCCAUUCUCAGAUAUCGUUAUUUAUGGCUUAGAUACUCAUAAUCACAAUGAAGUCGGAAUUACUGAAGGUAUCAGUUAGUGAGGAGCAUAGUACAAAUCCGAAUCAGACAUUAUAUGGAUUUGAAAGUUUAUGCUCCACUGUACCAGAGUUGACAUCAAGUGGAUAUUUAGAAGCAAUGAUUAAAUAUGUGAAAUACUGUGUUGGCGGAGAUCAUAAUGCAGAGAUGCUACAAAUUUUAACUAUUGAACUAACUGAGUUAAAUUCGCAUAAUCUACUUAAACAAAGUGAAUUAGCUCUAUUAAUUUGUAUAUACACAAUAAUGAUAGUAUUUGGUUCAUGCGGUUCUUUACUUGUUGUCUAUACAGUUGUUAGAAAGCCUAAAAUGCGUACACCAAGAAACUUGUUCAUCGUCAAUCUAGCGAUAAGUGAUAUUAUCUUGUGUUUAUUUACACAACCAUUUAAUUUAUUACGUAUAUUAUAUUGGCAUUAUGAUUGGAAAUUAGGUCAGAUUAUGUGUAAGGCUGUGGCUGUGGGACAAGCAACAAAUAUAUUUGUCUCUACAAUCAGCAUUAUUGCAAUAGCGUUAGAUCGUUUACAAGUCAUAGUUUACCCGACGAAGAAGACUGUUCAGAAUACUGGUGCAACACUCAUCAUUGUCAGCAGUUGGUUAUUCGCUCUGAUAAUGGCCAGUCCAAUGUUUAUCUUCACGUCAGUUAGUAUUGAUACUAUUCGACCGAAUGGUCAUAUAUGCAGCGCUAGUACAAUACAAGGUGAAUGGCUUCGUCAAAGUAAAUAUAUCUAUGGUGUAAUUACGAUUGUUUUUCAGUACUGUUUACCAUUAUCAUUGGUCAGUUAUGCAUACAUACGUAUUUGUCUACGAAUACGCCAACGACAAUUUAGAGAAGCACGAAAACGUGUCCCCGUAGUAAUUGCUUCGCAAUUGAUAUCUGUUAAGCAAAAGGAUUUCGUUGAAAUUGAACCAGAUUGUCCUGAUAAUGAGAAUACAUUGGAACCUAUUGAUAGAUUAGUUGACCUACCAUUAUAUAGAAAAACACGUAAGGUUUCUGUAACAAAUGAUCCUAAACCUCCUGUGCUUCAGCCUCACGAUGUCUUCGGAUGCCUGUAAUCUCAACUUCAGCAUCAUCAUGUGAUAUUUUCCUACCAAAAAUUGAAAAUUCCCGAUUGAAACUUGUUCAAAGGCGACAAACUAGAACAAAUACACUGCUUGCAUCAAUCACACUUCUAUUUGUCUUAGCAUGGUUACCUUUGCAUAUUUUUAAUCUAGUUAUGGAUCAGCGUGAGUCAUUACUACUUAAGGAACCAUUCGACAUUACCCUACUUCCCCAAAGAGAUUACGUGAACAAGACUAUGAACGUAACUUAUAACCUGGAUGAACAGUAUGAACCAUUCAGUAAUCAAAUAGCUCCUUUUUCUUUACCGUCGCAUAAUCAAACACAAAGAGAAAUUGGUAAGUAUGGUAUUGGUAGAAAAAUAACACUCAUACAUUCCUUCUGUCUGCUGUGUGUUCUAGUAUCAGCCUGUGCUAAUCCUGUUCUUUAUGGAUGGUUGAAUGAAAAUUUUCACAGAGAAUUAAGUGUAAUGUUCCCAUUAUUAUUUGGAGCAAAACAACAAGAUACAACAGUUGCUAUGAGUGCUGAACGAAAUUAUCCUAGCGUACUGCAAUAAGCUGAUCAAUUGUCAAUGUCACUGGAAGCACUCAUCCAUAUCUUUCAGAUGUUUUUCACCUUUUUUGUUAAACAUCCGUAGAAAUACAAUUAUGAAAAAGGAAACAGAAAGCUUUAUUUCUUAGUUUAUUUUUCGCUUUUUUUGAUACCGUUAAUUAUUUAGGCGUUUUAUGUUCAUUUCAUACAAAUUCUCAUGCAUAUUUUUGUUGAUUUAACUGAAUAUGUGUUGUUUUGGCGCUUAAAUUUAUGAUCAAAAAUUCUGAUAUCAGAAAGAUUUGUUAUAGUUUGUGUAAUACCAAAAUCUCGCCAUUGUAUAUAUUAUCAAAGCUUUUUCGUUGGAGAGAAAACUGUAAUAUACUAUCUGAUAUUUCCGUCUUGUGUUUUACAUUUCUUUGUUUAAAAAGUGCUACAAUUUCCC